AUGGACUUCUAUGAUGAUCACGGAAAACCAUUGUUUUCAAAGGCUACCGAUAAACAUGAUCAAGAUGAAUUGGCUGAUCGAUCAAACUCCUCGUGCCGCUGUCCGCCAAUAGCUAUUGUGGGUAUGGCUUUGCGGCUUCCUGGAGGUGUGAGGACUACCGAUGAAUUCUGGGAUAUGCUCAUUAACAAAAAGACUGGCCAUUGUGAAAUCCCUGGGAACAGAUUCUCGGUUGAUGCCUUCUACAGCGAGACACGAACUCAUUCUGUUAGAACCAAACAUGGAUACUUCCUCGAAGAAGAUCCUGCCGAUUUUGAUCCUGCUUUCUUCUCUGUCCCACUGCGCGAAGCUUCUCGAAUGGACCCUCAGCAGCGAAAACUACUGGAAGUUGUGUGGGAGUGUUUGGAGAGCGCAGGAGAGACAAGUUGGCGAGGCAAAAAUAUCGGCUGCUACGUCGGGGUCUUUGGUGGUGACUGGCUUAGUCUAGCAGACAGAGACCCAUUGGCAACUGAUCGAUACUAUGCAAUUGAAACAGGAGAUUUCGCCUUGUCAAACAGAAUAUCCUACGAGUACGACUUUUGUGGACCGAGCAUGACACUAGAAACAGGCUGUUCAUCAUCGAUGACAGCAUUACAUGAGGCAUGUCAAGCGCUUUGUUUGGGACACUGCUCGUCGGCUAUUGUCGCCGGAACAAAUUUGAUCCUGUCGCCAACCAUGAUGACAUCGAUGUCGGAGAACCUGGUCAUUUCACCGAGCGGAAUGUGUCGCAGCUUCGAUAAUGCGGCUGAUGGAUACGGAAGGGGAGAGGCCGUAAACGCUAUCUACAUCAAAGUCUUGAGCGAUGCUGUUAAAAACAAUGAUCCGAUUCGAGCUGUGAUUCGAGCGACAGCUACGAACAGUGACGGCAAAACACCGAAUAUCACUACUCCCGGUGUACAUUCUCAACGAAGCCUUAUAGAGACAACAUACAGAAGAGCAGGUAUUGCUAAGUUGUCAGACACUGGUUACUUCGAAUGCCAUGGCACAGGAACGCAGGUAGGCGAUUCAGCCGAAGUCUCGGUUAUCGCUCAAUUAUUUGGAAAGAACGGGAUUAAAAUAGGCUCGGUCAAACCCAACGUGGGCCACUCAGAAGGGGCGUCCGGCAUUACAAGCAUUAUCAAAAGUGUGCUGUCCUUGGAGAAAAGGGUUAUCCCUCCAACCAUUUGUCGGAGUCCAAAUCGCGAUAUACCCUUCGAAGAAGGAAAGCUUCGUUUGCCCUCAGAACCAACGCCCUGGCCCCAGAGCUGCCAGGAAAGAGUUAGUGUCAACUGUUUCGGGAUUGGGGGAUCAAAUGUUCACGCAAUAAUUGACUCCUACUCCUCAACUGUCAAAGCUCGUGCCGACGAAACCACGCGAAGGGAGAAUAGAGCCGAACUUUUGGUGUUGUCAGCAAGCAACGAAGACAGCUUGCAGGCUCGCAUAGCCAGUUUCACAGAGUUCGCAAACACAAAUACUGCCACACUUUCAGAUCUUGCUUAUACCCUUCGAGACAGACGUGUACAUUUGCCCAACCGGGCUUUUGUUAUAGCACGUCCCAACGACUUUAUCGAUGCCUCUGCGUUUCAGAUUUCUGAAGCGAAAGAUCGCCUCACCAUUCUUGUCUUUUCUGGACAAGGUGCUCAAUGGCCUGGGAUGGGAAAGGCUUUGAUGAGUCGAUUUAUAGAUUUUCGGACUUCGAUCGAUGAGAUGGACGGCAUACUGCAGAGUCUGCCUGACAGGCCCGAUUGGUCUUUAGCGGAUGAGAUAACUAACGAGCCUAACUCUCGUAUUCACGAAGCACAGAUAUCGCAACCGUUAUGCACUGCCUUCCAAAUUGGACUAUACCACGUGCUAGCGAACCUUGGCUUGAAAGCGUUAUACGUGGUAGGGCAUUCUAGCGGAGAAAUAGCUGCGGCGUAUGUGGCAGGAGCAAUCACAAUGAGAUGCGCCAUUAUAUUGGCAUAUUACCGCGGGGUAGCUGCAAAGCUUGAGCAAGGCCGCGGGUCAAUGUUUGCUGUCAGUCUCAGCUCGCAAGAGAUAGGCCCUUACCUGAGAGAAGGUGUUGUCAUUGCUUGCAUCAAUAGCCCGAAGAGUGUAACCCUUUCUGGCGACAAGCACGAACUGGAAAGGACCAUUCAGUAUAUCAGGCAGCAAAACCCCGAGACACUCUGUAAGAUGCUGAAAAUAGAUGUGGCCUAUCACUCCCAUCACAUGAUGCGCUGCGGCCGCUUUUAUGAAUCUUUGAUAGCACCACACAUAGAGCACCCGUCGACGCAUAUGCUUCCUCUCGCGUCAAGCGUGACUUGCUCUAUUAUCGAAGACCCCGUCGAGCUGGGAUCUUCCUACUGGCGUCGGAACUUGGAAUCCCCGGUGGUAUUUCAAGGUGCCAUCGAAGCAAUUUUGAGAAAAGAGCCACGAUCGCAAGUGACUUUGGAAGUUGGUCCUCACUCUGUGUUGUCAGCCCCAUUGAAGCAGAUAUGGAGAGAGCAAGCGUCCGGUCAGAACCACGUUUAUGUCCCAACUAUCCUGCGCGGCGGUAAGGACGCAGAGAUUCAACUCCUAGAGACUACCGGCCUUCUUCAUUGCAACGGCGUCCCCAUAAACUUCGAACUAGCAGGUUCCGAAGCAAAUGGAAAGGUAGUCACAGGGUUGCCACUGUAUCCUUGGGCACGGGGGAAAGCUCAAUGGCAAGAGAGUCGUGUGGUACGCGACUGGAGGUUCAAUGGGGCCAUGCAUCAUGAGCUCCUGGGUUCUCGCGUGUCAGAGAUGUCCGAGCUUGAGCCGACAUGGAGAAACUUACUCUCUCUUUACAGUGUUCCUUGGAUAUGUGAUCAUGUUCUGCAAGGAAGUGUGGUUUUUCCGGCCGCAGGCUAUAUUGCCAUGGCAGGAGAAGCGAUACAGCAACUGUUUCCCGCAACAGAAGGUUUCGCGAUCAGGAACCUCAUUCUCAAGGCUCCCUGGGUAUUGGAAGGGAGUACAAUCUUUGAGGUUAUUACCAGCUUCAAACCCACCAAGUAUUCCGACAUGGAAGACUCAGAGUGGUAUUCCAUGUCCGUUAUGGUCCACGACGGCAUUUCAUGGACUAAACACUGCCAAGGGCAGGUGAGACCGGAGUCAGCUGCGCGUCAACAUGCCGAGCGACCACAGACUCAUCCUCGUUUUGUCGAAUUCGGAAGCUGGUAUGAUGCUCUGAACAAAAGAGGGCUCAACUAUGGCUCGCGGUUUCGAGGUCUCAGGGAAAUAUCAGCAGAUCCACUUGCGCUCACUGCGGUAGCAUCAAUCGUGGAUGAUGCAUCUGAACACGAUAGCAGAUAUUUUGUUCACCCUACCUCCAUAGACCACUGUCUACAACUACUGAGCGUCGCCCAGUCCAAUGGGCUCAUGCGUCGCUUGCCUGGACUGGCAAUUCCAGCCUCUAUAGGGGAGAUCUACGUCACCCAUGGGGAUAAGCAUAUGAAUGUUCAUGCUGCAAUCAACCCUAGUGUUUUUGAAAAGCGACUAGGGAACGUAAAUAUGUGUGCAGACAGCCAUGUGAGACUGUCAAUGCAAAAAGUCUUCUUGUUCACCUUGGAUGAUGAUGGUCUCUACAACGAUCCUGUUGUUCCAUUAGUCGCGCGGAUGGAGUGGUCGAAAGAUAUAGACUUCCUACUUUCUGAUCAGUUGCUAAUUGAGAGAGCUCCAAUGUACUCUGGUGAGACAGCAGCGAGAGUGGUACGGGCGAUGGGCAAAAUCGCCAUUCUUUAUAUCCUAAAUGCCGCAGACAUUGUGGGGUCCAUCACCCCGAGUUCUGGCCAUAUGAAGAAAUGGAAAGAUCAUAUCACAGGCCAGGCUCGCAACGUUGCGGAAGGUAAAGAAACUAUCUUCGCAGGGUCCCAGGAAUGGGUGUUUAUGGGAGCCGACAAGAGAAAAGACCUCAUUCGUGAGACCUUGGAGGAUAUCAAGCCCAUACCACAAGAAUGGACCGUCCUCCCCACAAUGCUUCAGCGGGUCUAUGAGAACUGUGAGCAGUUUUUGCUCGGUAUAGUCUCUCCACUAGAUGUCUUCCUCGAGGACAACAUACUCGAAAGGUAUUAUGCUGUCACCCCGCCACAACAGACGAAAGACUUCCUGUACUUGUUGGGCAAAACAAACCCUGGACUUCGUAUCCUCGAAGUUGGGGCGGGGACUGGAUGUGCCACUUCUGAAGCACUGAAAUAUCUCCAGACGCCGGAUGGUGUUCGACUCUACUCGUCAUACACGUUUACUGACAUAACACCUGGCUUUUUUGCCACUGCCGCGGACAAGUUCAAGGACUAUAGUGGCCUCGAUUUCAGAACUCUCGAUAUCACCAAACCACCCGCCGAGCAAGGAUUUGAGCUACAUAGCUUUGACCUGGUCAUCGCAUCUAACGUCUGUUUCUGUCCACUCCGUUACCUCCACAUGUACAUCUCAUUGCUCGGUUCUCACAACACAACGUCUGAACAGGCUUUGCAUGUUACUCCGAUACUUCAGACCUCGUUGAAAAGUGUGCACGACCUCCUACGUCCAAAUGGGCGUUUGUUGCUACAUGAGCUUGACCCCAUGCUGACUGUCCCAUUAGCAAUCUGGAUCAUAGACUUUUUGAUGCUCAAAUGCGUGCCUCUGUGGAGCAUCUCGGCUAAUGAUUUAUUACCCGAUCAGGGAGUAUUCCCUGGAUGGUGGCUCGGAGAAGAGGCAGAUAGGCAACAGAGACCGUACGUAUCACCUGGGAGAUGGGAUAUAGAGCUCAAGCAAGCAGGUUUUACCGGGAGUGAGGCUGCAGUCUACGACAAUCAACGCCCAUUCCACACGAACUUUACCAUGCUAUCGAGACCUUUAGAGUGCAAAACGAUACAACGGGGCUCGGUGCAUCUUCUGCGCAGUGGGCCUGAGGGCAUCUGGGCACAGGGCCUGCGUAGAUGUCUUGUGCAGAAUGGCUACUGUGUGACCUCUGGUGGCAUGGGAGAAGAGUAUCCUAGUGGCGCUCUUGUUGUUUCUCUCCUCGAUCAUGACGAGCCUUUCUUAUACAACAUCACAGAUGAAGCCUUUGGGUUACUGCGAGACGUUGUCCAGAACAUUGGUGGAGGUGCGAUACUCUGGCUUACGCAUCCAUCCCAUUUGAGCUGCCCGGACCCUCGUUUCGGUCUCGUCCAUGGCUUUGCACGCACCAUGCAACAGGAGAACGAUAUAUCUUUCACGGUGUUUGAGAUUGAUUGUUUUAACUUCAAAGCAUACUCAUAUAUUUUGCGCUUGAUCGAGAAAAUGGGGCAGGCAAAACAACUCUCUUGCACAAGCAUCGACCUGGAGUAUGCUCUGCAUCAAGGCGACGUGUAUGUCAGUCGUUGUCAUUGGCCUGUGAAGGGCACCUCGAUAUCCCCAAUGGAGGAAAAGAAUAACAUGUGCAAGAAGCUCGAUAUCUCUGCAUAUGGCCUCUUGGAUACCCUGCAUUGGUGUGAUACGAUCAACCCCUCGCUAGGAGACGAUGAAGUUGAAAUUGACGUCCUUUACGUUGGAUUGAAUUUUAGGGAUCUGAUGGUUGCCAUGGGGCUGGUUGGUGACCGGUGUAGUUUAGGAUUCGAAGCGGUUGGUGUCGUCCACCAGGUUGGGCCGCAAGUGUAUGGGUUUCAGCCCGGAGACAGAAUAUGCUUUACUCAGAACGGGCUCUUUGCGACAAGAGCUGUGGCCAAUCAAAGUUACUGCGUGAAAUUACCGGAUGGACUGGCCAUGGAAGAUGCAUCCACUAUGCUGUCGGUUUACGCCACUGCACUAUACUCUUUCCUCCGCGUUGGGGCGCUUCAGGCUGGCCAGAGCGUUCUAAUUCAUUCGGCAUGCGGAGGUGUCGGACAAGCUGCUAUUCAUGUUUGUCGAGCUUUGGAGGCAAAGAUCUAUGCCACGGUCGGAAACGAAGAAAAGGUGCAGUAUCUGGUUGAUCAUUUCGGUUUUAGCCGAUCAAACAUCUUCCACUCAAGAGACGAAUCAUUUGUGGACGACCUGAUGCGCGAGACGAACGGGCGCGGCGUUGACAUCGUCCUCAACUCGUUGGCAGGAAAACUCCUUCAUGCCUCAUGGAGAUGUGUUGCUCCAUUCGGCAAGAUGAUCGAACUCGGAAAACGAGACUUUCUGACAAACGGCAUUCUUGAUAUGGCGCCAUUCCUCGCAAAUCGUGCUUUUGUGGGCGUAGAUAUGCUAGAGCUUGGUCAACAAGAUCUAAACACGUGGGAAUGGUUGACCCAGCAAUUCAAGGCUUGGUAUGAAGAGGGUAAGAUCAAACCCAUUCAUCCCAUCAGAAUUUUCGAGGCUGCAGAAGUCUCGAGUGCAUUUCGGUAUAUACAGAAGGGUUCCCAUAUCGGCAAGAUCUUGGUCAAGAUGCCCGGUUCGCCGGAUGAGCUCCCAUCUGCACCCGCUCCCUCGGCCUGUAGCUUCUCUCCCACUGCAUCUUAUCUAUUGGUUGGUGGGCUUGGCGGGCUCGGGCGCUCUGUGUCAAAUUGGAUGGUUGAGCGAGGUGCUCGCGAGAUUGUUUAUCUCUCUCCCUCCGCUGGCCAGUCAGAGAGCAAUCGCCUCUUCGGUGAAGAACUCAGACUCCAGGGCUGUGAGGCUAUAUUCGUCUCCGGAGACGUGGCGGUGCUUGAAGACGUACAGAAGGCGAUUACGAGAUGCACGAAGCCUUUGGCAGGAGUCAUGCUCUUGUCUAUGGUCCUACGAGAUCAAACCUAUUCCAAGAUGAGCUACGAGGACUGGACCACAUGCCUAGACCCCAAGGUGCAAGGGGCCUGGAACCUACACCAUGCUGUCCAGGAUCAAGGUCUCGACUUUUUCGUCGUGUUCAGCUCUAUAUCCGCGGUCAAUGGCUUCACAGGCCAGGCCAAUUAUGCCGCCGCCAACUCAUUCUUGUCGGCUUUCACUAAAUAUCGUCGACAGCUUGGUCUAGCGUCGUCCAUUCUCGAUCUCGGCCCGGUCGAAGACGUGGGUACGCUCAGAACCAACGCGAAAUAUCUCCACACUCUGCGCCGCAACGGCAUCCGCAUGCUGAACGAGCAGGAAGUCCUCCUAGGCCUCGAAGUCGCGAUCUGGCAAUCCGUCAGCCACGAUGACGAUCUUACCAGUCAGAAUUUGAUUUCCAAUCCGGCCAUCGUCGGCCUCGGCAGCACCAAGCCCUUCACCGACUCCACGAUCCGGACAACCUGGCGCCGAGAAGACCCCCGUUUCGCGCUGUACGCGAACAUGGACCUGAAGGGGUCGCGGCAUGGGGUCGAGAACAACGAGCUGCGGACAAUCGCGGACGCGAUCCAACGCGAUCCGUCGUUGGCCGAUGACCCGCGGACGAGAAAAAUGAUCAUUCUCGAGAUGGGCAGGAUGAUCCUUCCGCAGAUCGCGUCGGACGACGAGGCCGCGCAGACGCAGUGCGAAAGUAUCAAGAUCGAUUCCCUUAUGGCUAUCGAAAUCAAGGCGUGGGCGCGACGGGUGCUGACCUUGGAUAUUAGUCUGGUGGAUAUCGGCAAGGCGGCCACCGUGGGCGGGCUGGCGGUUCUGUGUCUUGAGCACCUUAAGGCUCGGUAUGAGAAGGGGUAG
Aspergillus brunneoviolaceus CBS 621.78 is the source of this 7581-nucleotide messenger RNA. RefSeq lists its product as uncharacterized. The transcript is spliced from 11 exons. Gene Ontology annotation, molecular function: oxidoreductase activity; fatty acid synthase activity; 3-oxoacyl-[acyl-carrier-protein] synthase activity. Gene Ontology annotation, biological process: fatty acid biosynthetic process; secondary metabolite biosynthetic process. The record is from RefSeq and is a predicted model, not a curated record. NCBI's taxonomy places the organism in Eukaryota, Fungi, Ascomycota, Eurotiomycetes, Eurotiales, Aspergillaceae. Bases 1 to 7581 code for a protein of 2526 amino acids.